This is a messenger RNA of Notothenia coriiceps (black rockcod), 1019 nucleotides long. Its product is annotated as saccharopine dehydrogenase-like oxidoreductase. Gene Ontology annotation, cellular component: lipid droplet; plasma membrane; mitochondrion. Gene Ontology annotation, biological process: glycolipid biosynthetic process. NCBI's taxonomy places the organism in Eukaryota, Metazoa, Chordata, Actinopteri, Perciformes, Nototheniidae. The record is from RefSeq and is a predicted model, not a curated record. The transcript is spliced from 7 exons. Bases 44 to 892 code for a protein of 282 amino acids.
GAGCUCACGCGUGAAAUGCCUUCUCAAACCAAACAACGCAACAAUGGCGGCGGCUGUAACUUCUAGCAGACCGUACCAUAUCAUCAUUUUCGGCGCAACAGGGUUCACUGGACAGUUUGUAGUGGAAGAGGUGGCCCGUUGUGCUGCAGAGAGUCCUGACGGAAGCCGUCUGAAGUGGGCUGUGGCCGGGAGAAGCAGACAGCGACUGGGAGAAGUGUUGACAAAAGCCGCGGAGAGGCUGUCUAUGCCUGAGCUGAGGACAGACAUUGAAAUCAUUGUCGCAGAUGUGUCCAUUGAGGAGUCUCUGGCCAUCAUGUGCCAACAAGGCCUGGUGAUUCUCAACUGUGUGGGACCCUACAGAUUUUUUGGCGAACCAGUGGUCAAAGCUUGCGUAGAGAAUGGAGCUCACUACCUAGACAUAUGUGGGGAGCCUCAGUUCCUAGAGCGUAUGCAGCUGGAGUACCAUACUAAGGCGUUGGACAAGGGAGUGUAUGUGAUCGGCAGCUGUGGUUUCGACUCCAUACCUGCAGACCUGGGUAUUCUCUACACACAGAGGCAGUUCAAAGGAACACUGACAGCUGUGGAGGGCUUCCUGAACAUUACCAGUGGUCCUGCGGGCUCAUCUGGUCACGAUGCCACUUGGCAGUCUGCUGUGCACGGUUUCGCCGACAGCGGAUCCCUCCGCCAGCUGAGGAAGAGGUUUGGCCAAAAGCCACUGCCUGUAGUGGGAGCCAAAGUCAAAAAGAGGGGUUUUGUGUUUUUCAGCAAGGAGAUGGAGCAGUAUGCCAUCCCAUUUAUGGGUUCUGACCCCUCAGUAGUCAGGAGAACCCAGCGCCACCUCUACGAGGAGGAUCACCAGUCUCCGGUAAGAUUCUAUCGACAUGAGAAUUGAAACGGUGUCUCAGAUAAUUAGGCGCUUUCACACCAAGUACUUUUCCCAGGAAUAGUUCCUGGAACUUAGUUCCCCAGAAAUCUUUAGUUUCGGAACUAUCUAGUAGAUCGCGUUCACACCGGAAAAG